Messenger RNA from Siniperca chuatsi (mandarin fish), 1856 nucleotides. RefSeq lists its product as uncharacterized. Gene Ontology annotation, cellular component: membrane. The record is from RefSeq and is a predicted model, not a curated record. The coding region runs from base 881 to 1534 and encodes 217 amino acids. Lineage: Eukaryota; Metazoa; Chordata; Actinopteri; Centrarchiformes; Sinipercidae. The transcript has 6 exons.
GUAAACCCGGAAGCUAGAAGACUUUUUGGCAUAUGCGACAAAAACAGCAAUUCUCAUUGGAAUGAAUAGGCGCAAUUUUGGGGUCCCGUAUCCAUAUUUAAUAACACACCCAUGUCUACAACGGGAAGCUAAUAAUUUUGGUUGGUAAACAAGGGAUACACAUACAUCUAUGGGAUACACCAAGUGCAGUUCUUCUUUCACUAUCCAUGUUGGAAAAGAAUGAAUGACCUUAACGUUUUGGAGGGGAUUUAACAUGAGAAAGCUGCAUUUUAUAGCUACAUGCAUUACUAGAAUAAUUACAUAAUAUAAUUAUAAUAUAUAUUUUAUUCCAUUAUCUGUAAACAAUAUGACAUCACCAUAGCAACAUAUCGUCAUGCGUGUUUCGUUUUGCUGUCCUGCCAUUCCAUCGGACUUUUGGUUUUUAUAGUGCCUUCUGUCUGCCGUCUGCCUGAAUCCUAUAUCCAUGUGGAUGCAGCCUAAUUGUACUGCAGGAGUAGGGGCGGGGCUUGGCAGCCUGAGAGUCCAAACUCUGGGCAACAAAAUUUACUCUUUCCUACCUGCUGCUGGUGGUCAGCCUUGUUAAUGAAUAAACUACUCAGCUGCUGCUGUGCUAAACUAACACAGCAACCCGGAAAAUACACACCGCUGGAGAGAAAUACUGUAUGUGCGGCUUUCUGGAAUGAAAACAACUAUACUUUAGGUUUCAGAAACAUAAGCCGCAGUUGUCACCACCGGGACUUAUGUUUUUGACACAGACACCCCACAAAACGACACCGAGGAUCAAACUAGUUUAAUCCACAAGCUAAACUUAACCUCUGACCGUGUUGUGGAGAGAUACAGACUAGUAGCAAGGGACUUUUUAGCGGGUUAAUACCUGGAGAUGGACCGAUACAGGUACUUCAUUUUCAACCAGAAGAGCGUGCUUAUCCUCGGCAUCCUGCAGAUGGCUUGUGCGGGUCUUUGUGUGGUGUGUGGGUUCAUGGACGCUGUUUUCCGCAAGGAUACCACGCUGAGUACCACCAGGACACCGGUAUGGGGAGGACUGAUCAUGGCCUCUCCAGGUGUUGUGGCACAGUUUGCCUCCCAAAGGAAAAAUUCAAUGCUGGUGAGUGUGAUGGUGCUAGCAGCAGGACUUUCCUGUGUGGCUGCAGUGUUUACAUCAGGCUACUCCUGUCUUACACUCACCUACGGAGAGGAUGAUGAAGAGGUCUUCCACCACCACGACAGUCCUCAAGUGACGUUUGUGCUUCAUCGGAUGGUGAAGGGGGCCAACGCCACCAUACUGCUGACCUGCAUAAUCAGCCUGGUUCUCUCCUCUCUCAUCGCCUAUGUGGGUUGCCGUAGUCUUCCCUGCUGUGGCUGCUAUGAUGUCAGAACUGGAUUGGAGACACUGGUUCCUCAGUGUGACCCUGGGGACACUGAGAUGGUUUGUACUUGGCAAGGUGGUGAUGACAGGCUUUUCAACUCUCCAGCUCAGUCCACCGUGGAAGAGGAGGGUCCCUCCAAACUGCCUCCAUACAGCAGGCUGACCUGACACCCACAUUAGAGAGACUGGUCCUACACAUCCCUAUUUGUUUUCUCCACAGAGAAGAGGAGGAUCUCAAGACGCAGCUGAAGCUGAAGAUGUCAAAUUGGACGAUUGUAAAGAGAGACAUAAAAGUAAUUUGGACUGUGGAAGUGUCUUCAUUUGCUCUAAGAUUUCUGUAGCCAAACUCAUUUAAACCUUGCCAAAGCUGAAUACCUGUAUAUGUGACAUGUCAAGACUGAAAUGCCUAAUACCCUAUAUGCUGUGUGAAAGUGAGUUUUGUUCUCAAUAUUUUAUGUGUAUUUAAUGAAUAAAACCUGACUGAUCUGUU